This is a messenger RNA of Culicoides brevitarsis, 1403 nucleotides long. RefSeq lists its product as uncharacterized. Lineage: Eukaryota; Metazoa; Arthropoda; Insecta; Diptera; Ceratopogonidae. Gene Ontology annotation, molecular function: ubiquitin conjugating enzyme binding; cyclin binding; ubiquitin protein ligase activity. The record is from RefSeq and is a predicted model, not a curated record. Gene Ontology annotation, biological process: protein polyubiquitination; proteasome-mediated ubiquitin-dependent protein catabolic process; protein autoubiquitination. Bases 1 to 1230 code for a protein of 409 amino acids. Gene Ontology annotation, cellular component: nucleus; ubiquitin ligase complex; cytosol. The transcript has a single exon.
AUGGAAAUUAGCAACAUUAUAAUUGAAAAACGCCCGCGGCUGCAGUGUGCCAACUUUUUCAUCACAUUUACGGAGAACUUUGUGCAACAAGAUGCCGUCAAAUUGAACGUCAGUGCCGACAAACUCGUCAUUCGCUUCGACGAUCGCGAGUUUUUGGUGAAACUUUCGGAUCAUCUGCAACUUCACACGAAAACUUUGAGCCAAUUGAUCAUUAAAAAGAACUACGUGAGCUUCCGGAUCAACACAAACAUGGAAAAUUUCACUUCUGAAGUCCUCGAAGUGCAUCCAACGACAAAUGCGAAUAACAAUUCUUACCUUUUGGAGUCCGGUUUGACCUUGAAUACCCCUUAUAAGGUCCAUUGCAGCAAUUGUACGAACAUUUUAACCCCUGACGAGGUCAUUUUUGGUCGAAUUUUGGAACUUCCAUCGGAAAAUAUGGACAUGAGCGAAUGGUUUUGUCACAAACACGGCACUUGCGGAGCUUCUGAAGCCGUUUCUGACACAAAUAAUGACGAAUCCAGGUUUUACGACGAGUCAAUCGAAGAUAAAUUUAACUCAAACAAGUUCAAACCGGGUACAAAAGACAUUUUUUAUGGCAACUACUUUGGAUUGUUCAACAUGAAACUGUUCAAAAACGUCAGAAUUAAAGGAAAACUCGUUUAUUGUCGUCGCUGCUUCCAAUUUUUGGGCGAACUCACGAACCUAAAGUACAAGGAUGCGAUAAAAGUUUGGAAUGACACCGUAAAUUUCGAAAAAAUCCCUUCAGGAGACACGAUUUUUCUCUUUGACAACACCUCAUUGCUGAAAAAUUUCAUUUUUAUCCUUUGCAAGCUCCAACACGACUUCACUUUUGAACUUUUUGGACUCCCGCAGCUGUUCAAAGUCAUUUUUGAAGCAACUCUCUCGGAUGGCAAGAAGAAUUUCCUGCUUCUUCAGGUCAUGGAUCAUAAUUUGGAGAUGUUGAGACUCCAAAAACCCGCGGAAAAUGAUGAAAUUCAGGCGUCAUUGCUGCUCGAAAAAUGCAAAACGAUGAAAUUGUUGUUCAAAUUUGAAGAAGAUGAGGAACAACCUUUGGUUAAGUUUUGGUUGAGCAAUACGAAUGUCAGUAGUGUUCAAAUUUCACCCCAAAUGUUCACCGCAGCAGUCGAAUAUCUCACGAAAAUGUCGUCACUUAUUCCGGAAUGUUAUCGUACGAGUUAUGGUUUCGUUCUUAGCUACUUAGAUAUGUAAUUUUAAGGUUUUUAGUUUUUUUCUGAGUGAAGUUUAAGGAUAAUUUAAUUUUUAUUAUAUUGAAAAAAAAAAUAUUUUUAAGUAAAGUUGCCCUACUUAAUGAUUAGUUUAAAGAAAAAAUGUUAGAAAAAUUAUUUUCGUGUAGUAUUUUGUAAUAAACUUAAGAUUGUUUA